Messenger RNA from Esox lucius (northern pike), 1329 nucleotides. Its product is annotated as gamma-glutamylaminecyclotransferase-like. The transcript has 2 exons. Bases 292 to 867 code for a protein of 191 amino acids. The record is from RefSeq and is a predicted model, not a curated record. Gene Ontology annotation, molecular function: gamma-glutamylaminecyclotransferase activity. NCBI's taxonomy places the organism in Eukaryota, Metazoa, Chordata, Actinopteri, Esociformes, Esocidae.
GGCUACUUGCUUGCUUGCUUGCUUUACCUGCCCAUUACGAGAAAUCUGGUUGUAUGACGAGAAAUUGAUGCUCGCAUGCCUCCACAUUUACGCGUGGUCCUAAAUCUUCGACUGCAACUAAAGGAGCUAAUUAUAUCGAAACCCUUCAAAUGUAUUUAUUUAUUGUAUAGAGGAAUAAUCAAUAAUCAAAGUUGAGCCCCGUGAUAAUGAAAUAGAAAUUAACGAAAUACACCUUAAAAAUAAAAUCUAGAGUAACUUUCACGUUUUUACUUUACAACGGUCAUUUAAUAGAUGCUUGAACUCUUGGCACAGAGGCCUUUAAUUUUAGGUCUGCCUACAGAUCAUUCCAGGAGUGGGGGCAUGAGCUACCUCCCGCCGGCGUACAUGACUCUUAUCUUUGUGUACGGGACUCUGAAGAAGGGUCAACCCAACCACUUCCGGAUUCAGCCAGACCAGGCCAAUGGGAAGGCAGAGUUCUGUGGCCACGCCCGCACCGUAGAACGUUACCCCCUGGUGAUAGCUGGGAAUUACAACAUCCCCGCGUUGCUGAACCGUCCUGGAGAGGGCCAGAGGGUCCAGGGGGAGGUGUACAAGGUGGACAACACCAUGCUGGCCUUCCUAGACGCCUUUGAGGGCUGCCCCAGCAUGUACCAACGCACCCUAGCCCAGCUAGAGCUGCAGGACUGGGAGGGAGGAGAACAGAGCCCCACAGCCGGCAGCAUAAUGGAGGCAUUCGUCUACAGCACCACCUCCUACCAGCCUGCCUGGCUCAAACAGACCUUCUAUGAGAGCUACGAUGCCUAUGGAGACCACGGCCUGACCUACAUCAACAGGGAUGACAAAAGGAGAACAGGAUACGGCUUUUAGAUUUGAUGACCUGGAACUGCUGUUUAAUUAGAAUAGCUGUUUUAAUAAUCAGCUGUCAUAUUAGCCCAUAUCUGAAGAUAACUACAUUCUUAAAGCAACGUUAUAAUUGUAAAUAAUGCAUACAUUUUUAUAACAUGCUAUAUGCCAGAGAUGGUUUUAAAGGGUGUAGGCGACUUUCCUUUGCUUCUUCUCGUCAGUGAUAGUUUACAAGCAGUUUGGUUGUACUGUCAUUCUACUGUCGUUUCACUGCUCUGUCAGAGUUGUGUGUGUUUUAAAGAUGGUAGCAAAUAAAGUAAAUGAGUACAUACUGCUACAGGGCAUACUGUCGUUAAGUCUGUUAACGUAGAAGCCAGUCAGUCAAUGUGCAAAGUCCUUGUUCUUUCCAUCGGUUAUACAAUGACAUGUAUAUAUUAGCUGCACAUUUAUUCUUGUACAAAAGCUAAAUAAAUGUUCAUGAGCAGA